Molecule: messenger RNA, 2088 nt
Organism: Lobosporangium transversale
Lineage: Eukaryota; Fungi; Mortierellomycota; Mortierellomycetes; Mortierellales; Mortierellaceae
Product: RPAP1-like protein
Exons: 4
Coding region: 109-1887 (592 amino acids)
Biological process (GO): transcription by RNA polymerase II
Cellular component (GO): nucleus
Source: RefSeq, a predicted model, not a curated record
CACAUGUUGAUCGACUUUUUAUAACUUUGGAAUCGUCCACUUUUACCCUCGACUAUAGCAGUGGUUAGCUUCUAGAUCUAUCCCAAUAUCCACCACAUACUAUUCACCAUGGAUAUAAACCCCUCUAAUAACCGACUCUCACGCAUGCAACAAGAGCAUGAAAGCGUCAUUCGACAACGACACCAAGCACCUGAGACAGAGGAAGACCUACUGGCUAUGCAGGAGGAAUUCCUCAAAACUAACGAUAGACCUGCAGCGGCUGUUAUCAGAGUCAAGCCCCCAGCUGUAACAAGCGAUGCUACAGCAGGACGUGCGUCUAUACAAGACGAUGCUGACGCUGAAGACAUACCUCCCCCUCUAGAGAGGGAUAUUGUAUCACUAGACAGUGACCAAUUGCCUCUACAUCCUCCUCAGGUCCAAGCUUCAGCUUCAAAGCCCAGAGUAGGGUCAAAGUUCCUGCAGGACAGGGCAAAUAAAGGACCACGGACACAUUUUGCUACUCCUGUUGGUGAGCGGUUCGAGAUCAAUCUUAAUGAUGACAACGACACAACGGGGUCAACUGAGGAAAGGAAGAAUAUACACGGUCGUCACAAUAGUAUACAUGAUGAAAUUGAAACAGAAGAAGAAACACUUAGAAGGCUGAACACUGCAGGCCCUUCAAUGGGCCAAAUCUUGCAUGAAGUGCUGGAAAAACCUGCUGGAGAAGCUAUAGCACCUUUAGGACCAACGACAACACCAGGACUGCUCGAACCAACAGCACAUGCAGCAAAAGGAGGAUUUAAGGGGAAAAGCCUGUUUGCAAGGCGACUUGCUGAAGCACAGGGAGUGGUAUCAACCUCUCAAAUUACGGAAGAGCCAAGCGCAAGUGGAAGUUCAACUUAUACCCCAAGCUCAAGCCUUCCAAGUUCAGCGGCAUACACUUCGUUCAUGUCGAGGGCUGAGCAAAGCAGGAGUCCUUCUAAGGAUGUUGUAUCUUCCCCAAUUGCAGAUGAUGCUGUACCAGUCAGAUCUCUCAGACCUACAACCAAAGUAAGCACAAGGCCAGCUAGCUUUAGCGGAAGGGCAUCCAGUGCAUCUACGAAAACGAGCCCUCCACUACAUUCUGUUCUUAAAAAAACUCCAGAUUCACCUCAUACCACACUGAUGGAACAGAUUGACGAAGAGAACAAGCAGAAACUUGCUAACAUGUCUCAACAGGAGAUCGAAGAAGAACGGGCAGAGUUACUGCGAAACCUAGACCCAGAGCUUGUCAAAAAGUUCAUGAGACGAAGCAUGGUCAAGAGGCGAGUCAGUUUUUCAGAAGGAAUUAAAGUGGAAGAUAAAGUCCUCAAAAUGCACGACAUCAAGAGCGGACGCUCUGGUUCUGGAUUUCAGGCAAAGCGACAUGAGGAAGAAGAAGGCGACCAUCCACUCGCCAUGAAGAAAAGGUACUUCUCAAAUGUCCCAGCAGAGCCAGAGAAGCUGGAAUGGAUGGGAAUCGAAGGUAUAGAGGAGAGCGACGUUGGCAUGAAGCAUAUGCCUGGCAAAUCCGUAGCCCCUGGUCCACAGCCAUACACUGUUAGUGAAUCAGACCCGCCCGCAGCGCAUUUCAGGUUUAAUUUCUCAGGAAGGAUAGUCAAUGAAGAAGACGUCCCCGUGCACCUUGGACUUCAUCACCAUGGCAUGGAUCCUGCCAAGGCUGGUUACACACUCUCAGAGCUUCUCCAUCUUAUUCGGUCGACAGUGCCCAGUCAAAGAAUCCUCCCACUUAAUGUCGUUGCAAAAGUCAUAGACAACUGCAAGGAUGCUAACUUUGCGCCAUUCACAGUUCGAGCAGUAAUGCAGGAGCAGCCAAAAAGGUGUUUGAGUGCGACAAGAUGGUUCCAACACUCGUUCGGCAGUUUUUAGCUAUUCCUUGGCCUUCAGAAAAGAGCGACUUGGAAUUAGGCUGCACAGCCAAGGCAAUUUCAAUUUUAGACGUUGUUAUCAGGUCGUCAAAGAAAGUUGCAUCUGCUAUCAUUGAAGGAGGCCAUUUAGAGCCUUUGCUACGGUUUCUAGUGGUCACACCUGAGGCUACGCUCGAGAACAAGCUCAGCUUCUUGAUUCAGA